AAGAGAAGGAGGGUGGGCAACACUUGGUCAAAUCUCAAAUACAAAACCAACAUUAUUACUCCCUUAUAAAAUGGGCGAAACCUCUAGCUAGAAGAGACACACAUAGAGAGAGAGAUGGCUAAAAUACCAAUUCUUGAUUUUUCAGUGAAGGCAGUUUCUGACAAUGAGACCAGAAGAGAACUAUGUAAGCAAGUUAGAGAAGCAUGUGAGAGUCAUGGUUGUUUUCUUUUGACGUAUGAUUAUGAAACUGUCUCUUCAAAAUUAUGUCAAGAUUUGUUCAUUGCCAUAAAAGCAUUGUUUGAUCUUCCUCAAGAAACUAAGACCAAAUACGUUCAUCCGAAACCUUAUCGAAGCUACUCCGGUAAGAACCCGAUGAUUCCUUUCUAUGAAAGCUUUGGUCUCGAUGAUGCACACAACCUUGAUCAAGUUCAAGCUUUCACUAACCUCAUGUGGCCUCAUGGCUACCCAAAUUUCUGUGAGACAUUGCAUGUCAUGAGCUCAAAGAUGGCGGAACUGAACUUUGUGGUGUUGAAAAUGAUUUUUGAGAGCUUUGGAAUGGAAAAGCAUUAUGAAUCACACAUUAAAGAGAGCACAAGUCUAAUUAAGGUAAUGAAAUAUAUGGCUCCUCCAAAAGAUUCAGCCAUUGCUUUAAGUGCUCACAGAGACAAAAAUGCCAUCACCAUCUUAUGUCAAAAUGAGGUUCAAGGUCUUGAAGUUGAAACCAACGAUGGUGAAUGGGCUUCAGUAGUGGUUCCUCCAAAUGCUUUUGUAGUCAUCGUUGGUGAAGCACUCAAGGUGUGGAGCAAUGGGCGCCUAGAAGCAGUAAGACACAGGGUGGUGAUAAGUGGAAAAGAAGAUAGAUAUUCUUGCGCACUAUUUACAAUGCCGAAGGAGGAAUCAAAGAUUGAAGUACCAUGCGAACUUGUGGACAAAGACCAUCCUCUUCUCUAUCGUCCUUUUAUUUUUUCUGAUUAUAUUUCUUAUUUUGUCUCCAAGCUUACUGAUGAUGCUCUUGAAAUUUAUGCUGCCAUUUGAUACAUUUUAUUUGUUUCCUGUUCAAAAUUGUAAUUCAUUAUGUGUUUUUGUGGAAGACUUGUCAAUUGCUUGACAUUUUA
Mercurialis annua (annual mercury) is the source of this 1115-nucleotide messenger RNA. Its product is annotated as probable 2-oxoglutarate-dependent dioxygenase AOP1.2. The coding region runs from base 115 to 1035 and encodes 306 amino acids. Gene Ontology annotation, molecular function: dioxygenase activity. The record is from RefSeq and is a predicted model, not a curated record. The transcript has 3 exons. Lineage: Eukaryota; Viridiplantae; Streptophyta; Magnoliopsida; Malpighiales; Euphorbiaceae.